Messenger RNA from Hyaloscypha bicolor E, 1350 nucleotides. Its product is annotated as cysteine proteinase. Bases 127 to 1122 code for a protein of 331 amino acids. Gene Ontology annotation, biological process: protein deubiquitination. The record is from RefSeq and is a predicted model, not a curated record. Gene Ontology annotation, molecular function: cysteine-type deubiquitinase activity. The transcript has 3 exons. Lineage: Eukaryota; Fungi; Ascomycota; Leotiomycetes; Helotiales; Hyaloscyphaceae.
GCCGAAGCUCUCAGUUAAUAUCAAAAUCCGCACCACCCAUAAAUUCUCGCACUCGCUCACAUUCUUGAUGCAGUUCUCUAUCCAAAUACAAACUACUUCUCAUUACACACUCUGCCCAUAAUCGCAAUGGGUCCACGCGCUCGUCGCAGCAACUCUCCUGAGGAGUUCCCUCUUCUCAAAUCUCUCGGCCUCAUGGCAGUCAAGAUCAAGGGCGACGGAAAUUGUCUCUUCAAUUCCUUCUCAGACCAGAUUCACGGUGAUCAAACCCAUGCUCGGGAAAUCCGCACCAAGACCGUCGAAUACAUGAGAGAGCACCCCGACGAGUUCAAGUCAUUUGUUCACGUCGAAGUCGGUGGUGGAUCUCGUCGCAACCCCAAGAGAAAGAACGUUGGUGCAUCUUCAGCUCCACUUGACAACACAACUCCAAGUCCCGAACAAAUCGAAACUGCCUGGGAGCAAUACCUUGAACGUAUGUCUCGCAACGGAACAUACGGAGACAAUAUCGAGAUUCGAGCAUUCGCCAAGGCUUUUGACGUCGAUGUCAAGAUAUAUAAUCGGGACAACAGUUACUAUCUCAGGGCUGAGGAGCAUGGUGCUCGCCCAGUCAUCCACGUCGCACAUCAUACCUGGGAGCAUUACUCAUCCGUCCGCAACAUCAAUGGCCCUCGUACUGGUCGUCCAGAAAUCAAGAUCACCCCUGAGGCGGAAGCUGCCGCAAAGGCAAAAUCUGACCACGGACCCUACAUCGCUGACUGGAUGGUCAAUUCUAUCACCACCUCCCUUCCAUUCUUGGCCAACAAUGAAACCAUUCGCAAAGCACUCUACGACAAUAACGGCAGCAUCGAUGCAGCUGUUUCUCAACUCCUCGACGAACCCUCCUCCACCCCCUCAACCCCAGGCAGCUUUAGAUCCGUUACCUCAUCUCAAUCCGGAAGCAGCAGCAUCGAGCGGGACGCCGACUCCGACGACGAAGACGAGAUCUGGGGUCCUAACAAGCGCCAAAACCGAAAGAUCAAGGCUAUGAAGCAAGUUUCGAAGUCAAAGGCUGGAACACCGGAACUCAUGAUCAAGAAGGAGGCCAACCUGCCAGACAUGAAGGGGAUGGAGAUUUUGUACAUUUAGAUUUGGGAUAAACGACGCGAGUUUGGAAUGGUAGCAUGGGGCAUCAGCAUUGAGGCAUAACAUGGAGUUUGGGCAUUAUGGAUGCGGACGAUCGAAGCGCUCGACGUCUGCCUACUGCAUUUUAAGGGCGUUUUUAGAACAGAUGCAUAGAAAGGUGCAUGGAUGGAUGCAUUGAAUGAGGGAAGAUUGAUACCUAAUAGAUGCAUGAUGAAUAGAGAGAUUCCUGUG